AUGUCGACUACGGGAGUUGCACUUCAACCGACCUUCUAUGGUCAUGUCUCCACGACUCAGGAUGCUCUGAUUCUGUUCGAGGCCUGCUUGCAAGGCCGUCUUUCGCAUGUUCCCCGCCGACUACAUGAUCGGGAACGCAGCAGUCUGAUCCGGAGCGGCUGUAUCUUCAUCUACGAAGAGAAUGCAUCUGGCAUCAAGAGGUGGACAGAUGGCGUUACGUGGAGUCCGAGUCGCACCCUUGGCAACUUCUUGGUCUAUCGCGAACUCAACAAAUGCUUCCCACCCUGCGGGAAGAAGCGAACCAUGAAAAGGCAACCAAGACGAUCGAGCCCUGGUGAGCCCUACGCACGGCCUGACGCGGGGUCCUUCUCAGAUUGCGGCAGUCAGUCUUCGCCCUAUGGCGCAGAACGAGCAGCAACUGAAGUUGAGAGACAACUCAUUGGCUCGCUCAUCGACUCGUAUGGAUUCAAACAGGAUGGUUUGGUCAAAAAGGCCAUGAGUGUCACGGUACAAGGAGAGACAUAUCGUCUCGUCAGCUACUAUAACGUCAAUGAUGUCAUCCAAAACAAUCUACAAACUCCUUCGCAAACCGAUAAUCUGCAGUACAUUCGUCCUCGACGAGAACUUACAUCCAAGCAGAGCUUCCGAUCUCUGACCGAGGGUGUGGGCGAGGUUGACGCAGCUCCCACCGCGGAUGGUUAUCUAGUAGACCAUCCGCACUACAUUCAAGAUCAUCACCAGCAACCGUAUUAUAUACCUCUAAACUAUCCGUCUAUGAAUCAGCAAGAACCCCUGCGCGGAGCGCCGUACUCUUUGGACGUGCUUUUCACCAGUGGCUCUUACAUCGAGUCACUAGUCCCGGCCUCAAGGAUUCAUACACCUCGCAACGACUAUGGCCAGUAUGAUCAAUCCACGUACCACAGAAACUAUGAUUCAUUGAACAACUCGAUUCCCCCUAUACCAACGACGAUACGGUCUGUAGUGCCUGACAGGUGUCAAAUUCAAUUGGGCAUGUAUCCUGCUAUGAACAUGCAACGCUCUGUUAACAAUCUCAGCCACACGUCAAUAGUUUCGAGAAGCAGAGUUCCCCACCCAGCAAAUCAUGAUCCCGUCAAACCCAGCCAUACAGCCAUGGACCGGUCUCGCCAGAGUCCGUCCUUUCCCGGUCAGGCCAAAUACGAGGAUCGAUGGGACGUCCAGCUCCCGACAACGAAUGAGAAUCUCCUAUCCAAUCAGCAACUGUCCCAUCUCUAUGGCUCAACGCCAGGUUAUUAUCCGAAUAGUGCUGGAAAAUCCGUGGGGUCAUCGCAAUAUUCUCAAUCGGGACAACUAGGACAGUGGCAAGGGACAAGAACCAUCAGUUCUACACGGCAGUACUCCGGAUGA
Exophiala aquamarina CBS 119918 is the source of this 1386-nucleotide messenger RNA. RefSeq lists its product as uncharacterized. Lineage: Eukaryota; Fungi; Ascomycota; Eurotiomycetes; Chaetothyriales; Herpotrichiellaceae. Gene Ontology annotation, molecular function: DNA binding. Bases 1 to 1386 code for a protein of 461 amino acids. The transcript has a single exon. The record is from RefSeq and is a predicted model, not a curated record.